Messenger RNA from Pediculus humanus corporis (human body louse), 534 nucleotides. RefSeq lists its product as uncharacterized. NCBI's taxonomy places the organism in Eukaryota, Metazoa, Arthropoda, Insecta, Psocodea, Pediculidae. The transcript is spliced from 4 exons. The record is from RefSeq and is a predicted model, not a curated record. Gene Ontology annotation, cellular component: endoplasmic reticulum. The coding region runs from base 1 to 534 and encodes 177 amino acids.
AUGAAAAUAAUAAUUGGAAUAAUUUUUACCUUAUUAGGUUUUUCUUACGCUCAAUACGAUUUAAAAUAUUUAAAAUGUUUAGUUUGUAGAGCAACAAUUGAUGAAAUGAUUAAAGAAAUAAAUAAAGUAAAUCCAAAAAAAAAAAUUCAAGUUGGCGGUUACAGGUUGGAUACCGAUGGAAAAUUACAAGAGAAAGUUGUAUCCUUUGCAAGAUCUGGAAUGCAUUUAUCUGAAUUAAUGGACACAAUUUGUAAAAGCAUGGAUAAUUAUGUUCGAGCGACAAAAAAGGAAACUGGAGAAUUGGUUUUAAUUAAACUCAUGGCAGAUGAUGGUAAAAUGAAUGCUGAUAUAAGCAGUGUUGAUAUUAUACAAGAUAGCGAUCUUAAUAAAAGUUUAGAAUUUUAUUGUGAGGGAAUAGUCGAAGAAUUCGAAGAUGAAAUUUAUUACGAAUUAAAAAGUCCCACAGAUGAUCCUGUCAAUGAAAUUUGUACUUCUGCUUCUAAUCUUUGUCAUACAAUUCGAGAUGAAUUAUAA